CCACUCAUGAACGAAGCGAACUCCACUGACUCCAGAUCAGAACUUUGUAGCCGAACUCCCACAGUUAUAACUCGGCCCCUUGAGCUAAAACCAAGCCAACCUGUUGAGUGUUAACAGUGUAGAAGGGUGUUGGCGCAUUACGCACGCUGGUACAUCCUGUGAGGGAGAGAUUUUGACGCUGCUGGCUGAAGUUUACGCACGGGGGUUUUCAAGGCUUAAGACUGAAAAUGUUGAAAAUGAUCACAUUGGUGUUGAUGACAAUUGUGUCACUUGUCUUUGCAGAAGAAGAAAAAGCCCAUCCUGAAGAUGCGGCAUUCACAUUUGACUAUCACGAGCUGCGUGUUGGAGGUCUGAUCCUUGCUGCUGUGCUUUGUCUCAUUGGCAUCACUAUUCUGCUCAGUGGUCACUGUAGGUGCAAGUUCAAUCAGAACAACAGAAGGAGGACAGGAAGCAAUGCACAGCAGAUGCUCAAUGACCAAGGUCGUGCUUGUGAAUGCUAAAUGUCCACAACUCCUGGCUUCACAGAACUGCAAAAGUAGCUGAUGCAUUUUUUUUUAUUUUUUACUUUUGUUAGAAGCAACCGAAAGUAAACAAGGAAGCAUAAUGCAGAGUCCUUGCUCAGACCUGCACAAUUUGUGGAAUAACAGCCCAUCAACGUGAGGGUUUCUGAGUAUAUGUCAGAAUAAGUUAUUGUCUUUUAAUGCCCCAUUUUAAUAUCACAAAAAACAUUUAACAGGCAGGCUACAUAUCUUUGGAUCAAAGCAGUUUAUUUUUAAACAAUAUAAAAAUGAAUCUGUUCUUCACAACUACUAUAAAUAAUAAUAUAUCUCGGAGCAAAAUCCAAUCGUUGUGCUUAGUUGUACUAAAAUCCACAUUAUAAAAAUCCUGCAGAAAGCCUUAAUAUAGGCAUACACUGGUUUUACCUUUAUUCAGUUUCAAGGUCUGCAAACAUCUUGUUCACAAUUGUCUAUCAAAAAUGUCUUUUACUGUAACAGAGUGAAUGCUGUUUUGUUCAAGCUUUGUUUUGGUUGAUCUCUGCAAGUGCAACUAUACCAAAAAGUAGCCAGUAUAGUCUCUAGGAAUUGUAAAUUUAAUAUAGAUGCUUAAGUUAACUCUGAACGUCUAACCCCUUCCUUGUGUGAAACUACAGUCCGUGAAAUGCUGUUGAUAAUCAAGAAUGUGCUUAAUAUGUACGGAUAGGUGUAAAGGACUGCACCGUUCAUGUUUAUAUAAAAAUUAUGUUGAAACUAA
Molecule: messenger RNA, 1251 nt
Organism: Periophthalmus magnuspinnatus
Lineage: Eukaryota; Metazoa; Chordata; Actinopteri; Gobiiformes; Gobiidae
Gene: fxyd3
Product: FXYD domain containing ion transport regulator 3
Exons: 8
Coding region: 228-500 (90 amino acids)
Biological process (GO): regulation of sodium ion transmembrane transporter activity
Cellular component (GO): membrane
Molecular function (GO): sodium channel regulator activity
Source: RefSeq, a predicted model, not a curated record